GUCGCAGCAGCCGCUCUCUCUCUCUCGACCUCCCUCAUUUAUCGUGUGAGAGAGCUUCGCUCUCCGCCAUGGAUUCGACUCGAGCUUUCAUCAAAGACGUAAAGCGCGUAAUCAUCAAGGUUGGAACUGCUGUCGUGACCCGAGCUGAUGGAAGAUUAGCAUUAGGCCGACUUGGAGCUCUUUGCGAGCAGGUUAAAGAAUUGAAUACUCAAGGCUUUGAGGUUAUUUUGGUUACUUCAGGUGCUGUUGGUGUUGGCCGUCAACGACUAAGAUACCGGAGAUUAGUAAACAGCAGCUUUGCUGAUCUCCAGAAACCACAAGUUGAACUUGAUGGAAAGGCUUGUGCAGCUGCUGGACAGAGUGGCCUCAUGGCUCUCUAUGAUGCCUUGUUUAGUCAGUUGGAUGUGACAUCUUCCCAGCUUCUUGUGACUGAUAGUGAAUUUCAUGAUCAAGAGUUCAGGAUGCAACUUUCUGAAACUGUGAAUUCGUUGUUAGCUCUCAGGGUUAUUCCCGUUUUUAAUGAAAAUGAUGCAAUCAGUACCAGGCGAGCACCGUAUGAGGAUUCAUCUGGUAUCUUCUGGGAUAAUGACAGUUUAGCAGCUUUAUUGGCUUUGGAGUUGAAAGCUGAUCUUCUUAUUCUUUUGAGUGAUGUGGAUGGCUUGUAUAGUGGCCCACCUGGAGAACCACAUUCGAAGCUUAUCCAUACAUAUAUAAAAGAAAAGCAUCAGGGAGGGAUCACAUUUGGAGACAAAUCCAGGGUGGGAAGAGGGGGUAUGACUGCUAAAGUAAAAGCUGCUGUUUAUGCAGCUUAUGCAGGUAUCCCUGUUGUUAUUACCAGUGGUUUUGCAACUGAUAACAUCAUAAAAGUACUUCAAGGAGUACGUGUUGGUACUCUCUUUCAUCAGGAUGCAUAUUUAUGGGUCUCAUCCAAAGAAGUUGGUGCCCGCGAAAUGGCUGUUGCAGCAAGGGAAUGUUCUAGGCGACUUCAGACCCUAUCUUCACAGGAUCGAAGGAAAAUUUUACUGGAUAUUGCUGAUGCUCUGGAAGCAAAUGAGAACUUGAUCAAAGUUGAGAAUGAUGCUGACAUCGUUGCUGCACAAAUGGAUGGAUAUGAAAAGUCAUUGAUAUCUCGACUGACUUUGAAGCCAGGAAAGAUCUCAAGUCUUUCAAAAUCCAUUCGUGUGCUUGCUGACAUGGAUGAUCCGAUUGGUCAUGUUUUGAAGAGAACGGAGCUUGCAGAUGGGCUUAUCUUAGAAAAGACAUCAUGUCCCUUGGGUGUUCUCCUGAUUGUUUUUGAGUCCCGGCCAGAUGCACUAGUUCAGAUAGCUUCAUUAGCUGUCCGAAGUGGGAAUGGCCUUCUCCUGAAAGGAGGGAAAGAAGCCACUCGAUCUAAUGCCAUCUUGCAUAAGAUUAUCACUUCAGCCAUCCCCAAGUCCGUGGGUGAAAAGCUUAUUGGACUCGUGACUUCAAGAGAUGAGAUUCCUGAUCUGCUGAAGCUUGAUGAUGUGAUAGAUCUGGUAAUUCCAAGGGGCAGUAAUAAGCUUGUUACUCAAAUUAAGGAGUCAACAAAAAUUCCUGUUCUUGGUCAUGCUGAUGGAAUCUGUCAUGUUUAUGUGGAUAAAUCGGCCAAUAUGGAUAUGGCAAAGCACAUUGUUUCGGAUGCGAAGAUAGAUUAUCCGGCAGCCUGUAAUGCUAUGGAAACACUUCUUGUGCAUGAGCAUCUGUUGAAGACUGGUGGGCUUAAUGAACUCAUUGUAGAGCUCAAAACUGAAGGUGUUUCUUUAUAUGGUGGGCCAAGAGCAAGUGCUAUAUUAGAUAUUCCGGCGGUACAUUCAUUCCAUCAUGAGUACAACUCGAUGGCUUGCACGGUAGAAAUUGUGGACGACGUGCUUGCUGCCAUUGACCAUAUACAUCGUCAUGGAAGUGCACACACUGAUUGCAUAAUUGCGGAAGAUCGUGAAGUUGCAGAAAUCUUCCUUCGUCAGGUUGACAGCGCUGCUGUCUUUCACAAUGCAAGCACACGAUUUUGUGAUGGCGCCCGUUUUGGACUUGGUGCAGAGGUUGGGAUAAGUACAAGUAGGAUUCAUGCACGAGGUCCAGUGGGUGUUGAAGGACUUCUAACAACUCGAUGGAUUCUGAGAGGGAGCGGGCAAGUGGUAGAUGGUGACAAAGGAGUAGUCUACACCCAUAAGAGCAUUCCUCUCCAGUUAUAAGAGUUUCUCUAUUUCUAUCCAAUGUUGUUGUCUUCCAUUUUUAGUUUCUCAUAUCUAUUUCUGUAACAAUCUCAAUUACCUUUUUAUUUAAGUUACACGCAUAUUUAUAACUUGAAAGAGAUUGUGGUAUGAACGCUGCUCAAAACCACUGAUUUUGAAUGAAGAAGAUUGUUAUGAUGGCAUGCA
This is a messenger RNA of Magnolia sinica, 2399 nucleotides long. Its product is annotated as delta-1-pyrroline-5-carboxylate synthase-like. Bases 69 to 2213 code for a protein of 714 amino acids. Gene Ontology annotation, cellular component: cytoplasm. NCBI's taxonomy places the organism in Eukaryota, Viridiplantae, Streptophyta, Magnoliopsida, Magnoliales, Magnoliaceae. The transcript has 21 exons. The record is from RefSeq and is a predicted model, not a curated record. Gene Ontology annotation, molecular function: glutamate-5-semialdehyde dehydrogenase (NADP+) activity; ATP binding; glutamate 5-kinase activity.